GGGGCCCGGUGGGGACGUGUCCCUCUGGUCCCCGCGGGGGUGGCCGGGGUCUCCCCCACUCCCGAGGGGAAGCCGGCCGAGCGAGGCGGGAGGACGAGGGGGGCCUGGGGAAGUCAGAGGUCAGCCUGGGGGUCAGGAGACGUCAGAGGUUAGCAGGCGGGGCUGGAACGUGGCGGGUCCCGGGGCGGUCAGGGGUCCGGAGGGCUCCGGCCGGGGCGUCCCGGAGAGGUCAGGGGUCGGGCGCGUGCCCCCCCCGCCACUCCCGCCUUGCAUGGGGGUCCCCAGGCUGCUGGCGGCGGCCGGGGCCCUGUGGCGAGCCUGCCGACCGUGGACGCCGCUCCUGGGACGGCGCCACCUCGGUUUGUCCCCCAUGGCCGGGAACGCGAAGUCCCCCGCUCCCGUGGUGGCCAGGCAGGAGCAGGAUAAGAAAGCGCGGUGUGGCUGGCAGGGCGGAGCCAGGGUCUGGGAGGAAACCGAGCCGCAGACCAAAAAGCUGAAGAGCUGCGAGGACGGGGAGCCACACAGGAAGCCGCCCAAGCGGAAGAUCGUGCUGCUCCUGGCCUAUUCCGGGAAGGGCUACCAUGGCAUGCAGAGGAACGUUGGAUCCUCGCAGUUCAAGACCAUUGAAGACGAACUGGUGUCCGCCCUGGUCCGGGCAGGCUGCAUUCCCGAAAGUCAUGGCGAGGACAUGAAGAAGAUGUCGUUCCAGCGGUGCGCCCGCACAGACAAGGGCGUGUCCGCAGCCGGCCAGGUUGUGUCCCUGAAGGUAAGGCUCAUUGACGACAUUUUAGCAAAGAUCAACAGCCACCUUCCUUCUCACAUCCGGAUACUGGGACUGAAGCGGGUCACAGGUGGCUUCAACUCCAAGAAAAAGUGUGAUGGCAGGACCUACUUCUACAUGCUACCCACGUUCGCUUUUGCGCACAGGGACCAUGACGUGCAGGACGAGACCUACCGGCUGAGCGCAGAGACGCUGCGGCAGGUCAACCAGCUGCUGGCUCGCUACAAGGGCACCCACAACUUUCACAACUUCACCUCGCAGAAGUGGCCCUGGGAGCCCAGCGCCCAGCGCUACAUCCUGGACAUGUUCUGCGAGGCGCCCUUCGAGCGGGACUCCAUGGAGUUCGCGGUGAUCAAGGUGAAGGGGCAGAGCUUCAUGACGCACCAGAUCAGGAAGAUGGUGGGCCUGGUGGUGGCCAUCGUCAAGGGCUACGCCCCCGAGGACGUGCUGGAGCGCAGCUGGGGGGAGGCGAAGGUGGACGUGCCCAAGGCGCCCGGGCUCGGCCUGGUCCUGGAGCGCGUGCACUUCGAGAGGUACAAUCGGCGCUACGGCAACGACGGGCUGCACGAGCCGCUGGACUGGGUGCAGGAGGAAGCGGAGGUCACUGCCUUCAAGGAGCAGCACAUCUACCCUACGAUCGUCAACACCGAGCGCCAUGAGAGGUCCAUGGCCCAGUGGCUGAGCACCCUGCCCAUGCAUGACUUCAGUGCCACUGCCCAGGCUGCAGCCAGUUCCGGUGCCAAGGUCCCCAGCCCCCAGGAAGGGGACGGACACAGCGACUGAGGCGGGGCCCCGUGGAGCAUCUUGGCCGUGGCUGCGACGUGUGUGCCCGGAGCCGGCACUGCUGUUUUGUCCACGCUCUGAAUCUGGAGAGCCUGGAGAGCCGAGAUGUGGCCUCGUUACCUCAGGACCUGAGACCCACAUCGUUCUGUUUCCCUCACAGGGAGAACCUGCUGCAAUCUGUUUUCAGAUCAGCGUGAACUCUGUCCACCUCAGCGUAUAAAGACACUAUUUUUUAAAGAAACACUUUUCUUAUUAAAUAAGUACAGACUUUGCUUAGUCA
This is a messenger RNA of Rhinolophus ferrumequinum (greater horseshoe bat), 1844 nucleotides long. It is a transcript of the gene PUS1, whose product is annotated as pseudouridine synthase 1. Gene Ontology annotation, biological process: mRNA pseudouridine synthesis; tRNA pseudouridine synthesis. The record is from RefSeq and is a predicted model, not a curated record. NCBI's taxonomy places the organism in Eukaryota, Metazoa, Chordata, Mammalia, Chiroptera, Rhinolophidae. The coding region runs from base 272 to 1564 and encodes 430 amino acids. Gene Ontology annotation, molecular function: pseudouridine synthase activity; RNA binding. Gene Ontology annotation, cellular component: nucleus. The transcript is spliced from 6 exons.